AUGGAUGUUUCUUCAUUAGCUUCGCUAUCAAGUUGCAUAAGUUACAACUACAAUUCAAAUACAAAGCGUGCCUUCGCUGUUCCUAGGCUUGCACACCAAUUCAAACUAGAGUGGUCGUGGCCUGCAGCGUCGUGUGUAGUAUCUCGGCUUUCCACUGAUAAAACGAAUGCACCUGCCUCCCUAAAGUGCGGACCUGUUAGCUCUGUCUUGGAAGAGGAAAAUGGGAAGAGCAAAGGUGACGAAUCCCCUAACAAAUGCCUCACAUAUGCAGACCCUAUACCAACAUCUCUACUCUUUACCAAUGGUGAAAUUGCCACAGAGAUGCUAACGGACCGAUUCCAGGGAGAAACCACCAUUCUAACCAUGUCAGGAGACCCACACCCAACUCCACAUUGUGAAUAUGAUACGUUUGGUAUGACCUCAGAAACAUUUCACCUUCAACGAGUAGCACUGAUUCUAUCAGCAGGCUAUCGAUUUUGCAUCCCGCUACAGGCAUUAAAAACCUCCGAAUAUCACGCUGAUACCUCAAGUACUACCUACUGGAAGGUUGUGUUAAAGUCCCCGAAGGACUCCCCUGAUGCGGUUGUUCCUUUUUGCUCAGAAGUUGUGGUUGGGGAACUGGCGGCCAUUGAGUGGGUGUCAAAGCAGCGACAAGAAGAACACUCACAGCCCUUGACAAAACCUGCAAACUAUCUUACCUCAAAAUCUAAGCGGGACGCGGUAAAGGCCCACUGGGCUCCUUUACACAUAUGCCCCUCUGAUCUCCCGGUACAGUCCUUCUUUUUUCACUCCAUUCCUUAUAAGCUAAUGUGGCUCUCCUACGUGCCAAACCGCCUUCUCGUGUCCCUUCCCUGCGAGGAGCGUCUGGUGACCUUGGACGUCCCUCCCAAGGUGGUUGAUGGCUACGUGUCUGGGCAAACGGAGCCCAUUGCGCGGCGGCCAUCGCACGCCUUUCAGCUCCCACGUGGCGUGGUCCCACUUGAUAUGGCCGAAAUUUAUGCCCGACCCUUCAUCGCGGUUGGAACAUAUGAGCAUGGUGUUCUAAUAUAUUACCUCAAUUUAUCCACCGGUGAGGUGGUGUACGCCGUGCGGCAGAUCAGCAUCUGCGGCACCGGAAGCACUAUCUUUCCUAUCACAAAGCUGGCGGCUGUUUUCCCGCCACCGCGUUCUCAUUUGGAUAAUCACCAAACAGCCAGAAACACCAUUACAACAGCGUUUAAGUGGAAAAAACAAGCAGAGGAUAUUGCUUCACUCUCGGACGGUGUCCUUCUCUGCUCUUCUGCCUUUGACCCUCAACCAUUUAUAGCAAAGCAGCUGAAUUUGAAAGAUGCCAUCAUCGAGAACUUUGCAGUCGGACGACUCACCGAGGAAAUAAUCUGGGUUGGAAGUCAGAUCGACCCACACGUUGGUGUGCUUUUUUCCACCGUAAGCCAAGGGUUUGUCCGCUUGGUGGUUUACCCAGAGGGGGGUAGAAGGUUUGGGAAGCUCGUUGGUCGCGAUUCCAGCGACAGCAGUUGUCACGAGUCAAGCAGUGACGAAGCCUCAGAUAGCGCGCACGAGCAGGACGUCCAACAGACACCACACGCUCACGACUACGAUCACGUAUUGGCCUUACUAACGAGGCUUCGCGCCAACUCUUCGUGUAGCUGCUCGGAGCGGGUGCCGCCGUUUGUGUGCGCGCUACGCAACAAGGGUAGCGCGUUAGGUGGCAUUCUCCGGGUGGCCGAAGGCAUCACUGUCUGCAAGGCCGAAGGAAGGUACGCACAUAAGGAUAAUCCCAUCUACGGGCCCUCGACGAGACACUGGAUGCCAGCCGUCACGCUUGACAACAAACUCCUCCUUCUGGAUCGAAUCACAACAAGGUACAAUGUGGUCUCGGCGCUCCCCUUGGCGUUGCCAUCGCAUGCAGAGAAAAGCCAAAAACUCCACCAGACUCGUAAAGGCAGCAAUAGCGAUGAUGUGAAUCCUAAGGACUCCACUAAGAAAAAGAAAAACACACCAUCCAUGAGCACCGCCCGACCAAAACGGCAACGAGGAGAUCUAAACAAAUCAAAGGAAACAACGGUUCCAUGUGAAAUGGAAGACCUCUGUACAGGGGUAGUUUCACUUUCGGCAGGACAUGCCUGGUUGUGCGUUGCCGCCUCACACCAUCAAAAUUGGAUCUCAAUAGUGAGUUACUUGGGAGUAAAGAACUCCACAAAAUGA
Molecule: messenger RNA, 2205 nt
Organism: Phytomonas sp. Hart1
Lineage: Eukaryota; Euglenozoa; Kinetoplastea; Trypanosomatida; Trypanosomatidae
Source: the annotation of a GenBank genome assembly